Molecule: messenger RNA, 713 nt
Organism: Neurospora tetraspora
Lineage: Eukaryota; Fungi; Ascomycota; Sordariomycetes; Sordariales; Sordariaceae
Exons: 3
Coding region: 63-713 (216 amino acids)
Source: RefSeq, a predicted model, not a curated record
CGAACAUCGACCUUCGACAUUCGACCUUCGACCCAUCUCACCCUACAUCAAUUGGCUUCAAAAUGUCGGCCCCAAUCGAACAAUCCAUCUACUUGAAAAACACAAACAUCAUCGUGAACAUCACCCUUUCGGGCUUUCAAACUGUCACUUUUGACCCUGUCACCGGACAGGAUUUAGAUCAUCAGCCGCCCGCCGAGCUCGCCUUCCCUCCCCCGAACUUCAAUCAUGUUGUCUUCCGAGAGAUCGGCUUUGAAGAGGCCCCCAACAAUGGGCCUGAUUUCGUAAAGGCACUGAUGUCUAAUCUGGAGGAGCUCCAGUUCGAGCCAGUUAUUAUCCAGGACAUGAACAUGUUCUACCAGCAGCUGGCUCAGCCCGCCAUGCCCGUCAUGCCCGUCAUGCCCGUCAUGCCCGUCAUGCCCGCUUUCCCUCUCCCGGACCCAAACCUCCAAGAUGAAGUCGUCCGUCGUCCCCAACCCAAGAAAUUUCCGCGGGCUUCCAAAGCCGCCAGAUCCCAAGCCUGGAAAGCGAUGCUCAGAAAGUUCGAGAUUUCACACAUGCGCCGCAUGGCUCUCCGCCGCUAUCAUGGCUACAGCUCGCGAUUCCAGAAGCCGUACAAGCCCCGUCGCCAGUCGCCCACGCCUACCGCUGCCAUGCCCGUGAGUGCCAUUGGAACGGUCCAGAACCCGAUUGACCUUACGAUGGAGGAGGAGUAA